Periconia digitata is the source of this 1414-nucleotide messenger RNA. The record is from the annotation of a GenBank genome assembly. Lineage: Eukaryota; Fungi; Ascomycota; Dothideomycetes; Pleosporales; Periconiaceae.
GCUCGUCGAGUUGGUCUCUCUCGCAGGUCCCGGCCAGCCCUAACAAUUACUCUACUCGCAAAGCAGGCAUGCCUCUUCGAUACGUUGAUGAGAAUACAUGGGCUGGCGUAUCGGUGCGUUACAGUGAGAACCCUUAUAUAGCGCCUUACGAUGUAUGCUUCAAGGUUGAAUCGGUAUACAGCCACUAACUACAGUCGACGGCUGAAAGCUAUAGACUGUAUUGUACCGACCUAGACCACACUUCACCCUUCUUAUGCUUACUGCCUGUGGCGAGUGCUACUCUAGUUGCAGCGAUGACUCUAUCAAAUAUGCCUCAUCAUGCCGAUAAUCCCUCACUGAACUAGCCAUACAAACCCUUCAUCUGAGCUUCUUACUUAUUCCAGGGCUCCAACUCGCAACUUGCAUAUUGAUCUGCUGAGUUGAAUCUGGAUUGGGAAGGGUCAUUCAAUCUGAAGCCCAGAAUUUUCAAGCUACACUGCAACGCAAUGUUCACGUAUAAAUACAGGAUGAACCUAUAUCAUCCGUCACAACUUCCUAGUCUGUUGCUCUUUGACUGUUCACACCCUCCUUUUUUCACCUACUCCUCGCAGUCUACGCUGUACUUUCCUUGCUGAACGGCUUGUCAUCUGCUUUCCACCUGCCAUCUGUCAUGGAACAGGGUACCGCGAACUCGGCCAUGUCCAAGUUGGAGUUGAUACGUAUUGCACUUGACACCUCUCCAGACGGCUGGAAAGAUCACCUGGAAUCUAUACGCAGCAUGAUGGCGUCUUUGGACUUCAGUGAUGCUUCCCAGGGUGAAUCUCAGAGGGAGUGGCAAUUAUCAGUGCUCACAGUGUUUCAACGCGUGGUCCAUGUGGGUAUUGAUAACGAAGGAAGUGACGUCCAAGAUAUCAUGGAAUGGUGUCUAAAGCAAUCGUUGGUCCUGAUCCAUUUCUACCCAGAAGAUGUUACGCUACUUGCUUUGAUAGGAGAGAACUGGCUUUUGCGGGCUCAAAAACCACUCCUCAACAUCCACCAAGAAGAGCAAAGCUCAGUUAGUAGUGGGGACAGCCAGUACCCAAUGUCGACCUCUGUCGAAGCACAAAGUCAGACAGAGAGUGCGAAAUUCGAGGCUGAGCGUCGCCUCGACGCAGCCGACUAUGUGGAAGCUAGGGCUUUGUUGCUCCCCGCAGUAGAAUAUCUCAAACGUGCCGUUGCUGCUGCCCGUAUACAGAACAAAAUUACCGGAGUGCUUCUUACAAAGGCUGCGGAAGCAUAUAUGAGUUUGGGUAAUGUGUCUUCCAUCAAAGUCAAUGAGCCCUAUUUUCGCGCUGCUCUUCUAUAUCUCCAAGAAGCGAGCAGAGUUCCGGAUUAUAAUCUUCCAGCCCACCUUCAACAUUAUUUGGAAGACUUUGGCCCGGUCGCGCUGGGAUGA